Molecule: messenger RNA, 651 nt
Organism: Bacidia gigantensis
Lineage: Eukaryota; Fungi; Ascomycota; Lecanoromycetes; Lecanorales; Ramalinaceae
Exons: 2
Coding region: 1-651 (216 amino acids)
Source: RefSeq, a predicted model, not a curated record
AUGCCGCAAAACUUGGGUGCCAACGAUCAAAGACGAGUUGUUCAAAGGUGGCGAAACUCAAAACGUAUAGAUGAUCUCAGUGGUGGGAGCCCCAAUGACCCAGGAACAAAAGCUAAUAACUGCCCGUGUGGGAUUCUAGGUUUGAAAUAUCUACUAGAUUCAGCUGUCAAAGCAGACAACAGAAGCGUCACCAGCACCACCGGCACACCCACCAAUCUGACCUCAGAAGGAAAGAUCACCUGCUACAAUCAUGAAAGCAGCAAUCCCGGCCUCGCAAAGAGUCAAGCGUGCAUCGCCGCCGCUGAUCUACUCUUCUACCAAACCGACAAAUACUUCGGCCAGCGGCUCGAAUUCUCUAACUCUGCUCCCGCAGACUCACCACAGCACUUACCUGCGAGUUUUUAUCAACUCAAUGCGUGCAAAGUCUGGGUCGACUUGCAACCACCCGACGCUGUUGAUGCUGCUGAUUGGGAAGAGAUCCAUCAUGCGGCAUUCGGGGUGGCUGCAGAUUGUGCGCAUAAAGCAGAGCCUUAUUAUACUGGAGGGGAGGUUAUGCUGGGCGAGGAGCAGCGUAUUAGAGUUAGAGUUGGGUAUAUGAAAGCUACGCCGUCUCUGACGCCAUAUGCAGGAGCUCUAAAAUCAACGGAGUAG